Molecule: messenger RNA, 1579 nt
Organism: Anguilla anguilla (European eel)
Lineage: Eukaryota; Metazoa; Chordata; Actinopteri; Anguilliformes; Anguillidae
Gene: gadd45ga
Product: growth arrest and DNA-damage-inducible, gamma a
Exons: 4
Coding region: 221-700 (159 amino acids)
Biological process (GO): regulation of cell cycle
Cellular component (GO): cytoplasm; nucleus
Source: RefSeq, a predicted model, not a curated record
UUACUACGGGUGAUAUUUGCAUCGUUUGUGUCCUCUGAGCCAAUCGGCGGAGGCAAGCGCGGAACACCCAGCCCACUGCCGAGAAACACAGCUCGAGGACUAUAAAAGCCAUGACAGCCGCAUAGAGCCCCACAAACGAACUGAACUGUAGAAAGAACGAACGGGACUGUAGAGAAACCGAACAGCGCAUCUCGUUUCCAACAAUAACUGGAUAUUAAUUAUGACUCUGGAAGAGCUGCGUGGACAGGAGAGCACAACCGAAGCCAGUGACAGAAUGCAGUGUGCUGGCGGUGCCCUCGAGGAGCUUUUGGUCUCUGCAAAGAAGCAGGACUGCCUGACAGUUGGCGUCUACGAAUCUGCGAAAGUCAUGAAUGUUGAUCCCGACAGCGUGGCUUUCUGCGUGCUGGCCACGGACGAGGAGUACGAGUGCGACAUCGCCCUGCAAAUCCACUUCACGCUGAUCCAGGCAUUUUGCUUCGACAACGACAUCAACGUGGUCCGGGUUAACGACAUCGAGCGCCUGGCCGACAUCCUGGGCAGUGAGGAGUCCGGGGAACCGAAGGAUGCUCACUGCAUACUAGUCACGAGCUCAGAGGAUGACUCGUGGAAAGGUUCCGCUCUGGAGAAACUGAGCGUGUUCUGCGAGGAGAGCCGCAGCGUGUACGAGUGGGUGCCCGCCAUCACUCUCCCCGAGCGCUGAGCGUGUGCGCCUCAGGCGAUGAAGAUGAUGAAGAUGAUGAUGAUUACAAUGAUAAAAAAAGAUGGCGAUGGUGAAGAAGAACCGCUCUCGAGUGUGACGCCAUCCCACCGGGACAGGUGGAUGACCCUUCGGCAAACCGUCCGGGAAAUCUUUGGGGGGGAUUAUCCCACCGGAGGGAUCGGAUGAAACGCAGAUUGGCCCGUUGCGUUCUGGAAGUGGUGCUGGGACUUGGUGCGGUAGAAGUCCAUGGAGGAGGAGGGGGGGACCCGUGAGGGAUGGCUCGUGCUAACCCAUCCCCCAAAAGACUGACCUGGGGGGCUGGCUGGGGUGUAAAAGUGGGGUCCCCCUUGGUGACUACUGAGAAAAGUGACUCUCGGACUAUUGAAACAACUGGAUUGUGGAUGUUUGAGUUUUUGGGGGUGAAACUUUUGAAAUUGCCAAGGAGAAACGAAAGAAGAUGAAUCUUAUGAAGAGUGAGAACAAUGUGGGGGGGGGGGGGGGAAGGAAAGCAACAAGCUGACUGUGAAAGGCAAAGACUAUGAACUUUGAUGCAGCUGUGCAAAUGUUUGUGCAGGGGUAGGGUUUUUUGUACGUGAUUUCAAAUACUUUUUAUUUUUUUUUAUUUUUUAUACACGUGGAGCAGACCGAAGUGUCGGAUGAACUCUGUGACAGUGAGCUGCUCUGUAGCAGCAGCACGUGGGCUCUGCAGAUCUUUGAUUCACUGCCUGUUGCUCAUACUCCUGCCUCACACACACACACACACACACGCACACGCAGACGCAGACUUAUGCAAGCUUCCAUGUGUCACUUGUGUUCGGCCUGUAUUGAAACUGUGCACUGACCUCAUCAUGUGCUUUGCAAUAAAUAUUUGAAACGUUA